Molecule: messenger RNA, 1380 nt
Organism: Verruconis gallopava
Lineage: Eukaryota; Fungi; Ascomycota; Dothideomycetes; Venturiales; Sympoventuriaceae
Exons: 4
Coding region: 211-921 (236 amino acids)
Source: RefSeq, a predicted model, not a curated record
GCGCAGCAGUUGAAAGGAGUGUUACUAUAACACCUCCGUCAUAAGGACUGGUCUGCUUUUUGAUCGCUGGCUCCGGAAUACUUUUCAUCAUUGACUUUUUUUCCACAUGAUGAGACAUCUGCCAUACUGUCGACCGUCAUUGUAGUUGUGCCUUUACGCCUGCUACAGAUUAUUAGUCGUCACGCUGCUGCACGCUGAAAAGCCAACGCUAUGCUCGCAACCUCACUGGCUCCGCUAGCCAUCGACCAAAGGUUUCAACCACGUCCUAUCUUGGAGUACCGGCCUCCCCACACACAUCAACCUGGCGUAGCACUACCGUCUGUUCACGCUAUGGCCUUGCCGUCCAUUCCCAGGCUAUCACAAAGCAAGUCCAAGGGAGAGUUCUUCGAAAGACUUGGGUGGGAUGAGAAUGAUGAGAGGCACAAACGGUUGUACCAGAUGAUGAUGGAGGAGGCCGCUGCAGGCCGUGCCAGGACAGUCCAGGAUAGAAACAACCUGACCCCUCAGACUCGAGAUGACCCACGUGUUGGGGAUGGCCCAUAUUCUUCCGCAAUGAUCACUGAAACUGCUCGAUACCGUGAGAUCCAGAGCAUCUACAACGCUGCUUCCCCCGAGACCAAGUGGUGGUACGACCGAGGCAUCACGUCCGACAGCGGAUGGGACAACUGGAUCAUACGCUGGUGCCUGUGGCACGUCUUCAGGUACCGAGAUGAUCGCAACCGUAAUCGACGGAGUCCUCAAAGGAACCAGGAAGCUUCAAGCCGGACCAACUUGGCCUGGUCUCCUGCGCAAAGUUCAAGCCAGACGCAGGCUUCCUGGCAACCUUCCUACAACAAUCAGCCGGCGGCGGCAGCAGAAGUGCGUACGCGGUACGACCCGGUAUACGAUCGAACCAGUUACGAGACAGUUCAUCCACAGUGAUGCUGAUGACACAGCCGUGACUACGAUGCUCUAUUGUUCACCUUCAGCUACCGUCAACGAUGCGAAGAAUACCCACGAUGUCACAGGUCAUUCCGUGGAACACUACCCCCAACCAAGAUACCCUCCGGAGCACGAGCACCCAGAAUCCCCAUCGCAAUGCUAUGUGACGGGGUAUUCGUCAUCUCCGGUCGCCAUAGAGCGCGAGCGUACGACCCUAAAAUUCAGGUCUAUCAGUGGAGGUCACUUCGCAAUCUUGUUAACCUUUCACUGAGAUGAACCCUACGACUCUAAAACUCAGUGGCAAUCCUCUUUGUUUGAGCAGGAGUUCAUCAAGCUAGUAAAGUGUUUCAAGUGUGGUUUACUUUAACAUAGUAUUAGUAUUAUGACUUUAUGACAUCCCUUACACUUGAUGACCAAUGUUAUCUUUCAUUGAGAGCCCUCUUGCUCUUUCUGAACCCC